AUGUUCAACGAGAACUUCUCCUUCAGAGGAUCAUCCCCACAUCCGCCUUCACUGCCCGUCAAUAUCGAAGAGUGGACCUCCGCAGAGAUCUCUCCGUUUACAUCGCGAUGUUCCUCACCACAUUCCUCUCGGACCGCAUCGACACGUCGUGACUCUCGCUUCGACGCAUACAGAAACGCCGGUGCACCUCGACAUCCUUCCAUCACCGCCCUAACCGCCCAACUACAAUCACAGGCCCUGAACGAUUCCGAAAGUCGUUCCCCCUCACCAUCACCCAGCGAUGUCACUUCUCCCGCAGAUUCGAGCCUCGAGACAGAUGCGGACGAGGGUUUCUACGACGGCCCAGACACACCCGCCACUACUCUUUCCGACUUUUCAUAUGAUUCAAAUGAUGUCGACCCGACACUAUGGGACCUGAGCAUGUCUGACACCAUGGUAGCGACAUCAUCUCCUCGACCGUCACUAUCACUCGAAGCACAAGCGUUGUCCUCAUACACGAUGCGGCGAAAACAACGACAAGCCCUGGUCAGGUUACAAUGCCUAGUCUCUCGAACACCAGAUCUCGCCAUGCUUAUUGAAGAAUGCCAUCCAAGUUCAUUACCGCUGGAGACGGAUAAGGCGAGAGCAUACAGUCCCAAAGGACGGAGCGGAUCCACGGGCAGUACGUCGGGGUGGGGACUUGUAAACGGCACCAAUAAUGGACGGACACUAAAAGAGCGAAACGGUUCGGUCGCUGCGGUUAGAAAAGCCCCUAGGAUGAGGAAGAGGACGAGAUAA
This is a messenger RNA of Rhinocladiella mackenziei CBS 650.93, 777 nucleotides long. RefSeq lists its product as uncharacterized. Lineage: Eukaryota; Fungi; Ascomycota; Eurotiomycetes; Chaetothyriales; Herpotrichiellaceae. Bases 1 to 777 code for a protein of 258 amino acids. The transcript has a single exon. The record is from RefSeq and is a predicted model, not a curated record.